Aethina tumida (small hive beetle) is the source of this 3232-nucleotide messenger RNA. RefSeq lists its product as uncharacterized. The record is from RefSeq and is a predicted model, not a curated record. The transcript is spliced from 3 exons. The coding region runs from base 246 to 824 and encodes 192 amino acids. Lineage: Eukaryota; Metazoa; Arthropoda; Insecta; Coleoptera; Nitidulidae.
CAGUCUGACGACGGCACAGUGUUCGGCACGACGAGUGAGGCGCACGACGCGUGAGCACCGCGUUCCUCUAAACUACUAGUAGAGAAAGAACCUUUUUUUUUUAUCCCCCCGUUGUUUCGCCGUUGUGUGUCAGUUUGUGUACAUCGUCCGGCUUGAGAAAUCACGUACGAUAAUCGACUGUUUUUGGUUGUUAUUUAGUGCUGCGGUUUUGAUUGCAUUUAAUUUUGAUAUUCGAUCGGUUUGCGAUGGCAGUGCCGUUUAAUAUGCCCGAAGAUCACAACGAAGUGGAUGUGAUUGUCAACCAGCUUCAGUCUUUGUUGACGCAACUUCAAGCUUCUGUCAGAGAGUCGCAGCGUAGUACCAGAACGAGGAAUCCGCCAGGAUCGACCCGUCACAGAGUGCGUUUCGCGUCCGGAACCCGGGACAGAGAUCCGGAGCGGCAGGAGGAGACGGACGGCGACGGUCGGCCGUCGCACGAACACCUCGCCGACCUGAUGGUGUGCAGGCACGACGUCCCCAGCGCGUCCACCCAACUGACGGCGUCGCCGAUCAGGAGGAGGACGACCAGAUUUCAGACCGAUUGCGACGAAACGAAAAUCAACAUCACAACGAUCGUCGACACCGGCUCGCAGCAGGACUGGGCCCAGAUCGGCAUCACGCUACGCAACAUCGCCGACGACAUCAAUCCGGUGACGUUCCGCGAAGUGGUUCUGUUCCCCACGACGAAGCGGGGCCUGCUCUCGAAACUACCUGACGCGUUGACUUGCACCAUUUGGACCGCGAUGCUGGGCUGUGUGGGCUGGCACUUGUUUCGGAGUCGGUAACUGACUGGGAAGCGUUCUCUCUUUUGCAAUUUUUUUACAUCACCCAAAGGAUUAACAAAAGUGAUUUGAAGGAUUUCUUUUUAUAUAAAUAUAUAUAAAAAAAGUACAUUAGAAUUAUAAGUAAAUCAUGUUAAAGGUUUAAGUGUAUAUGAUGUGGGAGUUACGUAAGUAAACUAACGUGUGUGCGACUGAUCUCGAUCAUCAAUGAUUGUUUUCUUAUUUUGUUUCUGUGGGCGAACAAUUAAUUGGCAAUUUUAUAGUAUAUAUUGAUCUCAGUUGUUAGUUUAUUUAAGUAGCUUCGGAUUUUAAGUUCUCCCCCUCCUCUCUAUCUCUUUGUCUCUCGUUUAAACUAUAUAAUCAAACAAUAGCCUAUGAAUGUAUUAGGGUUACGAGCUGUAUGUAUAGGAACACUUUCGACCAUUUUGUGUACUUUAUACUCCAAAGAAUUUUUUUAAAAAAAAAUGAAUCUAAUAAACAAAGCAUUGAUCUCAUAUGUACGGCGGUGUUUUCUGGCACUCGAAGUACUCUCAGGAAUUUUUAGUAUGUUUAGAUGUACUACGUUAUGGUUUCGAUAAUAAUUGGUAGUUUAUUUUGUAAAUGAAUUUGUACAUAUACAUUGUGGUUGGAUUCAGUUUAGCCAAAGAUAAGAGUCGUGCCAAAAGGCUAGCCAAAGGUGUGUGCAGGUUGUAGUACCAAUCCUUGGUUACUCGCGCUACCAUGAGUCUGACAAAUUAUAAUUUGUGUUUGUUUUUUUUAUAUUAUUUUUUUUUGUUUGUAAGUUUUGCGGGCAGCUCACAUGAAGCAAGUAUAUAUUAGCCCUGAAAGUUUUCCGAUGAUCUCCGUAGUUAGAGUAGUGGUGCGGCCGAAGAAACGCGUUUGAUACACUACACAGUGGUUCCAUGAACAAGUCCUGUAAUUUGUAAAUUUGUACAUAGCCAAAAAUUACCAUUUAUUGUUUUUUUAUACAAGUUUUAAAUAUAUUUUUUGUGAAAGUUGCUUCUUUUUUAUUGUCUAAACCGCCCCUUUCGCACAACUCGGCUUGGAAAAAGCUCGGGAAGGAAGUAGUUGAAGUGGUGCAUUCAGUUAGGAGGUGGACCACUGUGCUGUGUGGUGAAAAGCUGAUUAGCCCGCACCUGAGACAAUGUAUUAUUGUAAAUAUUCGCUAUUGCUCCUCUUGUGUUUGUUUGUUUCAUUCCUGUUGUCGUUUCCUUCCGGAUUGAGUCGAUGCUGGGAGAGUGUGGUACCUCGUUAUGCAACCCAAACGACGUCGGCCGGGCGGAGGCUUGAUCAAAAUUUUGCUAGUAAAUUCACGUUAACGGCUACACCUCCUGGCCAACGCCCUCUGUCGCAACGAAGUAACUUGACUUUGUCUCCUCACAAUACGAAAAGACCUUUUUCAUCAUUUGGCUCGCUCCCCAAUACAUGCAUUAUAUACAUAGCUUUUAAAAAUAUUUUAUAUACAAUACAUACAUACAUAGGUUUUAUAUGAAUGCUGAUAUUUUAUUGAAUUUAACGUAAUUUUAAACUAUAGUAUAAGUUAAUUAGACCUUAAGAAGCUGAGUUGUAGAUGGCUCUUCAAAGCGUUUCUGUGAUUGCCAAAGAGGCAGAAAAAAGUAUGUAAAUGUGCUUCUAAUCCUAAUAGAACAACGACAUCACGUUUUGCUUUCCUAAACGAAAAAUCAAAUAAAUCAUUUAGAUUAAUUCAGAAAAACGGUUGAUGUUGUUCUACUAUUUGGAAGUAUUGAAGUUGCCUUUACAUCAGCUCCUGUUUCCAUUGAUCUCCGUUUGCCAGAAUGUUUUUUUUUUUUGUUUAUUUUUUUUUUAGUUGAUUAUUUCCUAGUCAGCAUAGUCUUCGUUUUGUUUUAGAUGUGACUAGGUUAUUAUUAUUAUUUGGUAAAUUUUAUGUCAUAGUGUGUUAUUGUUUCAUUAUUUUAUAACCAAUGCCAUAUGUUUAAUCAUGUUCAUUUAUAUAUUUUUUUGUACAUUACCCGUCUUGGACCAAGCCCACUACUGAGGCCUGUGAUAACAAUGUCCUCGGAUGUGACCAAAAUACAAACCAUUGCUUAACAGAAAAAAAAGGAUAACGUGAUAGUGUUGUAAUAACUAAAUCAGGUUGUUCUUGAAGCACGGCACUAGCAAGAAAGUCGUGGAUUAAUAUUAUAUUUUAGUUUGUAUGACGGUAUACCUAAAGUCUGCAAUAUUUCCUGCAAAUUAUUUUAAUUUGCACGUUAAAUAUUUUUUUAAUCUUACAACUCUCAGACAGAUGGUAUAUUUUUUUAUUAUUAUAUUCAAUAUAUACUGCCAUAAUCUUGUACAAUAGUAGAGAUAGUUGUUAAAUAUAUCUUAUAUGUCAUAACGGACUGUUUAAACAUAUUUUUCUUAUUAAUAAAGGGUCAUAAGAAAUCCAA